Molecule: messenger RNA, 6334 nt
Organism: Scophthalmus maximus (turbot)
Lineage: Eukaryota; Metazoa; Chordata; Actinopteri; Pleuronectiformes; Scophthalmidae
Product: sodium-driven chloride bicarbonate exchanger
Exons: 33
Coding region: 6-5300 (1764 amino acids)
Biological process (GO): positive regulation of DNA-templated transcription; transmembrane transport; monoatomic anion transport
Cellular component (GO): basolateral plasma membrane; nucleus; plasma membrane
Molecular function (GO): monoatomic anion transmembrane transporter activity; DNA-binding transcription factor activity; sodium:bicarbonate symporter activity
Source: RefSeq, a predicted model, not a curated record
GAGCAAUGCAGGUCGACAAUUGCAUCUCGCCAGCGAGUGAUCUCUCCAAGAAAUUUAUGAAUGUGGGCAGUGGCUUUCCGAGCGCCGGCGGACCAGAGCUCUCGCUGCAGGACCAUCCUAUUAUAUCUGCAAGUGACAACCUGGAGAGAAGUUCACCCCUGAAAAAAAACUCCAGGGAGAUGACGAAUCAGUCAGAGGCAGACAAUUUUCCCGACUCCAAGGACGCAUCGGGGGACGUCCAGAGGGGCAAACUCUCUCCUGAUCUUCACGGAGUCUCUGACAUCCGUCACAAUUUCGAUGGAUCUGCAGGAGAAAGGUGCAUCUUCUCUCCGUCUGCCCAACAACCUCAGUCAGUCUCAGCAGCUCCCGGUGCCAUGUUCCCGUACUCGAGCCAGCAUGGACCCGCGCACCCGGCGUUUUCUAUCGGGAGUCCGAGCCGCUAUAUGGCCCAUCACCCGGUCAUAACGAAUGGAGCUUACAACAGCCUUCUGACCAACACUUCUCCUCAGGGCUACCCGGCCGCGGGCUACCCUUACGCACAGCAGUACGGACACACUUACCAAGGAGGGGCUUUUUACCAGUUCUCCUCGGCGCAAGCGGGACUGGUUCCGGGGAAGGCGCAGGUGUACCUGUGCAACAGGGCCCUGUGGCUGAAGUUCCACAGGCACCAGACAGAGAUGAUCAUCACGAAGCAAGGACGACGAAUGUUCCCGUUUUUAAGCUUCAACAUCUCCGGCCUCGACCCGACUGCUCACUAUAAUAUAUUUGUGGAUGUAAUACUUGCUGAUCCAAAUCACUGGCGAUUUCAAGGAGGGAAGUGGGUGCCGUGUGGAAAAGCAGACACAAAUGUAACAGGAAAUAGGGUUUACAUGCACCCGGACUCCCCGAACACCGGUGCGCACUGGAUGCGUCAGGAAAUAUCAUUUGGGAAACUGAAGCUCACAAACAAUAAAGGUGCAUCGAACAACACGGGGCAGAUGGUGGUUCUCCAGUCGCUCCACAAGUACCAGCCCAGGCUCCAUGUGGUGGAAGUGAACGAGGACGGGACAGAGGACACGAGCCAACCGGGACGAGUCCAGACGUUCACCUUCACGGAGACGCAGUUCAUCGCCGUCACAGCUUACCAGAACACCGACAUUACGCAACUGAAAAUCGACCACAAUCCCUUUGCCAAAGGAUUUCGGGACAACUAUGACACUGUCUACACAGGCUGCGACAUUGACCGUCUCACUCCAUCGCCCGGUGACUCUCCGCGCGCACAGAUCGUGCCGGGUGCGAGAUACGCCAUGCACAGCUCUUUCCUGCAGGACCAAUUUGUCAGCACUUAUGCCAAGUCUCGCUUUCACCCUGGCGUGGGGACCGGCCCUGGCACCGAGCGCAGCGUCCCACUCGGCAACAGCUUGCUGUCCCCGCAGCAAAGCGACGAGCCCACUGUGGCCACCCCCCCGCAGCGAUGGUUUGUCACCCCUGCCAACAACCGACUGGACUUUGCGGCCUCGGCAUACGACGCCGCUGAUUUCGCCGGUAACGCCGCCACCUUGCUGUCCUACGCGGCGGCCGGAGUGAAGGCUCUCCCCCUGCCGACUGCGGGCUGCUCCAACCGGCCGCUCGGCUAUUACGCGGACCCGUCCGGCUGGGGAGGGCGCACGCCGCCGCAGUACUGUGGCGUGAGCAGCAAACCCAGCUCGGUGUUCUCCUGCUGGCCCGCCAACUCCAUCGGUGGCAGAGCGGGCGCCAACUACCUGGCCGAGGAGGGCGACGCCAUCCCGACGGAGAGGUCACCCAUCGGCGGGUCGGACGAGGCCAAACCCAAAGACAUGACAUCCGAGUCGAGCUGGAUAGAGACGCCGUCCUCCAUCAAGUCCAUCGACUCCAGCGACUCUGGGAUCUUCGAACAGGCCAAGAGGAGACGGAUCUCUCCCUCUGCCACGCCGGUUUCAGAGACAGUGUCCACGUUAAAAUCUGAGCUGCUGGCACCGAGGGAGUGUGAGAAGAACUGCUCAAAGGACAUUGGAGACGAUGGAGACACCGGGGGACCAAGGCGCACAGAUCGAGCCGCUGCUGCCACCGAAUGGACACGGAGAAAGCUCAUGCAUUCUGAAAACGCGGAGGCUCCCUGGCUCUUCAAAUACCAGAGAAACGACGAUGAGGCGGUGGUGGACAGAGGCGGAGCACGGUCCCAGCAGGGAACUAACUUUGAGCAGGAAGAUCUCGAAGGCCACAGGACUCUCUACAUCGGGGUCCAUGUCCCAUUGGGCAGUACCAGGCACCGCAGCCAUCGCAGGCACCGUCACCAUGGGAACAAGCACAGGAGGAGGAGCAGGGACCGGGCCCUCACCUUGGUUGAGGGCACAGAGUCUGCUCUUUAUGACACUCCGUCCCAGAGAGUGCAGUUCCUGCUGGGUACUGAGGAUGAUGACGAGGAGCAUAUCCCUCAUGACCUCUUCACCGAGAUGGAUGAGAUCUGUUUGAGGGAUGGAGAGGAUUCUGAUUGGAGGGAAAGUGCCAGGUGGCUGAAGUUUGAGGAGGAUGUUGAGGACGGAGGAGAGCGAUGGAGUAAACCCUACGUGGCCACUCUGUCUCUACACAGUCUGUUUGAGCUGCGGAGCUGCAUCAUCAACAGCACUGUGCUGCUCGACAUGAGGGCCAAUACCAUCGAAGAGAUUGCAGACAUGGUCUUGGACCACCAGGAGUUAUACUCACCACUGGGCGAUGAGCUCAGGAAGAAGGUGCGGGAAACGCUGUUGAAGCAGCACCAUCACCAGAACCAUAAGAAACUGGCUAACCGCCUACCAAUAGUGCGCUCCAUUGCUGACAUGGGCCGACGGACGUCGGAGCUCCACCUGGACAAGAACGGUCAGAUGUCGUCCUCUCAGUCUCACUUAGCGGGUCCAGAGGGGAAAAUGGAUGGCACUAGAGAGAACAGCUCUGUGGACUUCAGCAAGAUAGACCUUCAUUUCAUGAAGAAGAUCCCGGCGGGUGCUGAAGCCUGCAACGUGUUAGUGGGAGAGCUGGAAUUUCUGAACAAACCCGUGGUGGCGUUCGUUCGCCUUUCACCAGCGGUUCUGCUCAACGGUCUGGCUGAAGUCCCCAUCACCACAAGGUUUCUGUUCAUUCUCUUGGGACCGUUGGGUAGAGGGCUUCAGUAUCACGAGAUUGGAAGGUCCAUUGCAACACUCAUGACAGACGAGGUUUUCCAUGAUGUCGCCUAUAAAGCUAAAGACCGGAAUGAUCUGAUCGCUGGGAUCGAUGAGUUCCUCGAUCAAGUGACAGUCCUGCCCCCAGGAGAGUGGGACCCGUCCAUACGGAUAGAGCCACCGAAAAAUGUACCGUCUCAGGAGAAGAGGAAGAAAAGUAACAUUUUGCCCAACGGUAUGGUUGAAGGUGAUGAGGAAGAGGAACUCGGUGGCCAUGGUGGUCCAGAGCUGCAACGCACAGGAAGGUGGUUUGGCGGCCUCUUCCUGGACAUCAAGCGAAAGGCACCCAGCUACCUGUCUGACUACACUGAUGCCUUCAGUUUGCAGUGUGUGGCCUCUUUCUUGUUCCUCUACUGUGCCUGCAUGUCCCCUGUCAUCACCUUCGGAGGACUACUGGGCGAGGCAACGGAAGGACGCAUAAGUGCAAUUGAGUCGCUGUUCGGAGCCUCGCUGACUGGAAUAGCCUAUUCCCUAUUUGCCGGGCAGCCCCUCACCAUUCUGGGCAGCACGGGGCCGGUGCUUGUAUUCGAAAAGAUACUGUUCAAAUUCUGCAAGGAGUACGGCUUAUCCUAUCUGUCACUGCGAACGUGUAUCGGUCUGUGGACGGCUUUCCUCUGUAUUUUGCUGGUGGCCACAGAUGCCAGUUCCCUCGUCUGUUACAUCACGCGGUUCACAGAGGAAGCCUUCGCCUCCCUCAUAUGCAUCAUCUUUAUCUACGAGGCCUUGGAGAAACUUUUCCACUUGGGUGAACACUUUCCCUUUAACAAGAACAACAACCUGGACAAACUGAGCAUGUACUCAUGUUCGUGUGUUGAGCCCUCUGACCCCACCAAUGGCACCCUGAAGUUCUGGGAGAAUAACAACAUCACUGCCUCAGAAAUCUACUGGGAGGCGUUGGAGGUUAAGGCCUGUAUUGAAAAGCAAGGCGAGUUUGUGGGCAGCGCCUGUGGCCCGCAUGGACCCUAUGUUCCUGACGUCCUCUUCUGGUGUGUCCUCCUCUUUUUUUCGACCGUCUUCAUGUCCGCCUUCCUUAAGGAGUUCAAGUUCAGCAAUUACUUCCCUACAAAGGUGAGGGCCAUCAUCAGUGACUUUGCUGUUUUCUUCACCAUCCUUACGAUGGUGUUAGUCGACUAUGCCUUAGGGAUUCCCUCCCCAAAGCUGAAGGUUCCCAGUGUGUUUAAGCCAACCAGGGAUGAUCGAGGUUGGUUCAUUAACCCGCUGGGGCCCAACCCCUGGUGGACGGCAGUCAUUACACUGUUCCCGGCUCUGCUUUGCACCAUCCUCAUUUUUAUGGACCAGCAGAUCACUGCUGUGAUCAUCAACAGGAAGGAGCACAAACUCAAGAAAGGCUGCGGGUACCACUUGGACCUGUUCAUGGUCGGUUUGAUGCUCGGUGUGUGCUCCCUGAUGGGUCUGCCGUGGUUCGUAGCAGCCACCGUCCUCUCCAUCUCCCACGUCAACAGCCUGAAGCUUGAGUCGGAGUGCUCGGCUCCCGGCGAGCAGCCCAAGUUCCUCGGCAUCAGAGAGCAACGCUUCACUGGCCUCAUGAUCUUCACCCUCAUGGGCUGCUCUGUCUUCAUGACAUCUGUGCUGAAGUUCAUUCCUAUGCCGGUGUUGUACGGAGUCUUCCUUUACAUGGGAGCAUCUUCUCUCCGAGGCAUUCAGUUCUUUGACCGCCUGAGACUGUUUGGUAUGCCAGCCAAGCACCAGCCAGACUUCAUCUAUCUGCGACACGUGCCCCUGAGGAAGGUGCACCUGUUCACCAUCAUCCAGCUCAGCUGUUUGGUUCUGCUCUGGGUCAUCAAGACCUCCAAGGCUGCCAUUGUGUUUCCUAUGAUGGUGUUAGCUCUCGUGUUCAUCAGGAAGCUGAUGGACUGUAUCUUCACAAAGCGAGAGCUGAGCUGGCUGGAUGACCUCAUGCCAGAGAGCAAGAAGAAGAAGCUCGAGGACACCGACGAGGAGGAGGAGGAGCAGAGCAUACUGGCAGAAGAUGAGGGAGUAGUGCAAGUGCCAUUAGAAGGGUACAAAGGAAUACCUGUCAUUAACAUCACAGAUGAAAUGUCAAAAGGUUCCUUUGGAAACACUUGGAAUGCCAACAGCUAAGACAUUUGAGAAGGAAUCGAGAUUUUCAGCACAUGUAGGUUUACCACACUAUUUCCCCACCGAAAUGAGAGAGCAACAUGAGAAACGCGAGGUGAAGAAGAUGAAGGAAAGCGUUGUGAGUCUUUAGUCACUGUCCCAUCUGUGUGUGAACUGUGUACUGCCGAUUAUAAAUCCGUCAAGUGUAAGUUUUGUAAAUCUACGUACGUGUUAUCUGAUGUGUCAAACAUAUUCUGCCUGUUCAUGAACCUGUGAAAAAUCUACUGUAUAAUUUUCUUGUGUAAUUUUUUCCAAAUUUAGACACUGUAUUGCUUCACUGAAUAUGAAAAGGUUGGUCUUGCUGAGAGAGGUUGGUGUUGUUUUAAAAUGUUUGUCAUAUACUUUAUAUUUUGAGAAACCACCGUACCACCAUAACCUUGGCUUCUUCAUCUAUCUAUGUAAUGAUUCCCUUUAAUUCUCAAAUCUUCAGGUUUUCUCUCGACAUUGAAUAUGAUGUGAAAUUAAAUAUGAAGAUCUCUAUAUCUUAUAAACCCAAGAUCACUAACCACAUAGAAGCUUUCUAAAAAGUCCUACAUAAUUGUGUACUAAAUCCAAUUGCAUUAAGAAGCCUGCAAAGUCUGAUGUGUGUUUAUGGGACCUUUUUGAUGACUGUGACUAGCAAGCCUAGAGAGAGCGAGCAUUUAGAAAAGGACAGUACACUGUACAUCCUUUCAGAACCAAAUACAAAAGUGCUUUUUGGGUAAAAUAUCUAUAGUCCAAUAUUUAUAUGAGAAAAUUAUUUAUCUAUAUUUAUUUUGUGGAAUAAAAGAAAUAUGUUUGCUGCAGAAUACAUUGUAGCCUAACAGUGAAUUACAGUAUUUUGCUUCCUGGUGUCAAUGUAUUGCUUAUUUUGUAAAUGAAAAUAUAUAUAAUCUCACUUUGUGUUUUAAAGUCGGUAUGAAGUUUGGUUUGUCCUAAAUUAAGACGCUUUUUCAUUAAAAUUACAUUGACUAUAUAUAUAUAGUCAAUGUAUUUUGGAUUUAAUAAAUUUAUAUGAC